Molecule: messenger RNA, 884 nt
Organism: Carassius gibelio (silver crucian carp)
Lineage: Eukaryota; Metazoa; Chordata; Actinopteri; Cypriniformes; Cyprinidae
Exons: 3
Coding region: 82-798 (238 amino acids)
Source: RefSeq, a predicted model, not a curated record
CUUCCUCUUUCACUCAUAUCACUCGUUCUUCUGCGGAGACUCACACAGCAUCUCUGGACUUACAGAUUUGGAACAGCAAACAUGAAGUUCGCAGUACUUCUGAGUGGACUCCUGCUGCUCUUUCUGCUUCCUAACUGGACAGAAAGUGUUGACACUGUGGACAUCAGUACUCUCGCCCGUAUUAUAAACUUCUUUGAGCGGAACUAUAAGAGAGUUGAUACAGAUGGCCAUCCUCGUCAGUAUGCUGUAGCCAUCAACGUGCCAAAGGAUCAGUGUCAACCGGACUUCUAUCCUGAACAGAACAACUUCCUGACUCGAGAGAAUGCAGAGAGUGUGAGAAAUGCUAUUAAUGAUGAAACAAAUGGACUUUACCAAGGUGAAGAACUCAUCGCUGCAGGACUUAAAAAGAUUGUAAUUAGUAGAAAGAAGCAAUACUAUUUGCAUUCAGAGUCUCUAUUGCUGAAUCCUCCUGACAACUCACCCAUGACCAAUCUUUUGAAUAAAAUAAAAGACGGCUGUUCUGUUUUCUAUACGUUUAAUUCUCCCUGUGUUGACUCAUGUCUGAAUGCAUCAAGGAACCACAACAUCUUAGAAGCCCUGAGGAAAUGGCAAGAACAUGAUGGAAUUAAAGCUUUCGUCUUUAGGAAUAUCUGGGGGAAUGACCUUGGAAAAGAUCUUCAGACUGCAUUUAAGAAGAUCGCGGCUCAUGUUCCUCUCUUCCGUUGUGUGAGUGAGAAUCAGUGUUAUGCUUGUAACAGAGAAGGAAACCUUCCCAUAAAUGCUCACUGUCUGACUUGACCAGAAAACUUACAUUUAUGCAGUAAAAUUCAUUUGAAAAGAAAUCUUGUUUUCUGGUUGAACAAAUAAAAUAUUUCUGCCUGCUU